Salvia splendens (bonfire salvia) is the source of this 514-nucleotide messenger RNA. Its product is annotated as histone H2B.2. The coding region runs from base 35 to 442 and encodes 135 amino acids. Gene Ontology annotation, cellular component: nucleosome. Gene Ontology annotation, molecular function: structural constituent of chromatin; DNA binding; protein heterodimerization activity. The transcript has a single exon. The record is from RefSeq and is a predicted model, not a curated record. NCBI's taxonomy places the organism in Eukaryota, Viridiplantae, Streptophyta, Magnoliopsida, Lamiales, Lamiaceae.
UCUCCAUUCAAUCAAUCUCUCUUUCAACAUAAAAAUGGCACCAAAGGCGGAGAAGAAGCCGGCGGCGGAGAAGUCUCCGGUACUCGAUAAAUCGCCCAAGGCCUCCGGGAAGAAGCUGCCGAAGGAGAGCGGCGGCGCCGACAGGAAGAAGAAGCGAUCGAAGAGCAUCGAGACGUACAAGAUCUACAUCUUCAAGGUGCUGAAGCAGGUGCACCCUGACAUCGGGAUCUCGAGCAAGGCGAUGGGGAUCAUGAACAGCUUCAUCAACGACAUUUUCGAGAAAUUGGCGCAGGAGUCGUCGAGGCUUGCGCGCUACAAUAAGAAGCCUACGAUCACGUCGCGGGAGAUCCAGACUGCCGUGCGAUUGGUGCUGCCCGGUGAAUUGGCGAAGCACGCCGUGUCGGAGGGGACAAAGGCGGUGACGAAGUUUACGAGCUCUUGAAUUGUGCGGUUUAUGAUGAUUGAUUAUACUAAUGCUCUGUUUUACCCCUUUGGUGUCUGUGAAAGGAUGCUG